AUGCAGCCUUCGUGGGUCAGUUCGCCCUUGAAACUACUUAUUCUCCUGUUGAUAUUCUUCGGUUUCAUGUAUGUAUUCUACUUGGUGGGCAUGAAGUCAGAUGAACAUGGUCCAAUAUUUGUCGUCAACUACACAUCGGUCCUUGAUAAUCAGUUGAAAGAGGUGGGCUGUUAUCGACUCAAAUAUGACCAGGUGGGUCGUCUACAGCCAUCUCUGAAUCUACUAACUUGGCCACAGUUGGAAGCCAAAUAUGCAUCUUCUCAGCCAAGGGAUUACAUUGUGCUCAACAACUCAGCAGAAAAUUCCGAUUUAAAACCUUUAUUUGGAUCACUUUACACUAGAUAUGAUGCAGCAUUGCCAAACGUUACAAGUGUAUCAAAUGAAAGUGAUGAAAGCGAAAAAGUCACCGAAAAGCACAGUUUACCUAAAAUAUGGACUCCAAUGGGUUGUUCUACUAGCAUGUCAUCAGCUAUAAUCAUUCCAUAUCGUAAUCGCGAUGAACACCUACGCAUUGUAACAAAUCAUCUACAUGCGUUUAUAAGGCACCAAAAAAUACCAUAUACCAUUUUCGUGAUUGAACAGACCGGUAAAACUAAAUUUAACCGUGGUGCUCUCUUAAAUGCUGGGUUUCUUGAGGUUUCAAAGUUGCAGGAGUAUAGCUGUUUCAUUUUACACGAUGUGGACAAACUGCCUGAAGAUGACCGUCUUACUUAUACGUGUAAUUCACGUCCGACGCACUUUUCCUCUGCACUUAGUCAGAAUGAUUACAAAGUACUGUAUAGGGAUUUUUUCGGUGGUGUUGUGGCAUUUACACGUGAACAGUUUCUGGAAAUAAAUGGAUUUUCAAACCUAUAUGAAGGAUGGGGUGGUGAGGAUGAUGAUUUAUUGACUCGAGUUAGUCAAUCCAAAUAUGGGGUAUUUCGAAUCAGUACAGAUAUUGGUCGUUACUAUACACUGAGUCAUGCCACUGAUAAGUUGAAUGAAGUCAAUCCAGACCGCUACGCAUUGUUAAAAAACGCAUCAGCACGUAUUAAAAUUGAUGGACUGAAUACAUUGGACUACAGUGUUAUCUCUUCACAAACCAUGUACAACGGUUUACUUCAUUGGAUUUCCUUGGAUAUACCAUCAGUGAGGAAGAGUCAUUUAUAG
This is a messenger RNA of Trichobilharzia regenti, 1149 nucleotides long. The record is from the annotation of a GenBank genome assembly. Lineage: Eukaryota; Metazoa; Platyhelminthes; Trematoda; Strigeidida; Schistosomatidae.